AUGAAUCCUUCAUCAUUACCAUCAUCACUGACCAAUAAUAACGACAAUGCAUCGGCUAUGGUGAGUACAACAACAACAAGCUCAUCCUCCUCUGCAUCAAAUAAUAAUACACCUUCCAUCCAAGAACAACUGGCUUCUUAUAGAGAAAAACAUAGAAUAUUUAAAGAGAAGAAACGAAAUCAUGAUAUGGCUUCACUAACCGGGUUUUUAAUUGCAUCAAAAUAUGAUCCUUAUACUACGCUUCCCAGUUGUGGAUUGGAACGUGUUACUUUUAAACCAUUAGGAUAUUCAAAUACGUUACCUUCAAACUCUACAAAAAGUGCUGUUAGUUUUCGUGGAAAGGCUUGUGGGUUCAUGACGCCUUCAUCAGCCAUAGAGAGAAAACAAGUACAAGUUGGAAGUUGGUUCAAACCUUCGAUCAACGAAAAUGAUGAUGAUAUUUCUGAACAAGUGGACUCGCCCAACAAUGAUCAAGAACAAUUAGAAAAUAACAUUAUUCGAGAAGAGGUCAUUGUAUCAUCAUCAAACACAUCCUCUUCCGCUUUCAAAAUUAAUUUAUUGUAA
Naegleria lovaniensis is the source of this 564-nucleotide messenger RNA. RefSeq lists its product as uncharacterized. The transcript has a single exon. Lineage: Eukaryota; Heterolobosea; Eutetramitea; Acrasida; Naegleriidae. The record is from RefSeq and is a predicted model, not a curated record. Bases 1 to 564 code for a protein of 187 amino acids.